This is a messenger RNA of Phyllostomus hastatus (greater spear-nosed bat), 1730 nucleotides long. RefSeq names its product SDE2 telomere maintenance homolog (gene SDE2). NCBI's taxonomy places the organism in Eukaryota, Metazoa, Chordata, Mammalia, Chiroptera, Phyllostomidae. Gene Ontology annotation, cellular component: nucleus. The transcript has 7 exons. The record is from RefSeq and is a predicted model, not a curated record. The coding region runs from base 35 to 1399 and encodes 454 amino acids.
ACACCGAGAAUCUCAGUUUCCGGGACUUGGUGAAAUGGCGGAGGCGGCGGCUCUGGUGUGGGUUCACGGUCCCGGCCUCGGGUGCCGGGCGGUGCGGACUUCCUUGGUCCCCUGCUCCGUCCGAGAUCUUAUCCACCGCCAUUUCCAAGAUCAGGACGUCCCCGAGGAAUGCUUCUUUGUGAAGUGCAACGGAGCGCCCGUCGACUCCGGGGCCGCAGUGCAGCAUGGGGCCGUGUACAGCUUGGAGCCCAGACUGCGCGGUGGGAAAGGAGGUUUCGGGUCCAUGCUCAGAGCACUCGGUGCUCAGAUUGAGAAGACAACCAACCGAGAGGCUUGCCGAGACCUCAGUGGGAGGAGACUACGAGAUGUCAACCACGAGAAAGCAAUGGCCGAGUGGGUGAAACAACAGGCUGAGCGAGAAGCCGAGAAGGAGCAGAAGCGCCUGGAGCGGCUGCAGCGGAAGCUCGCAGAGCCCAGGCACUGCUUCGCCAACCCCGGCUACCUGCAGCAGUGCCACGAGAUGGCGGAGCGCCUGGAGGACUCCGUCCUCAAAGGUAUGCAGGCCGCCUCCAGCAAGGUGGUAUCGGCAGAACUCGGCGAGACUCGGAAGCGGCCCAACAAAUCAGAGACAGACAGAGGAUGCAGCGCCGCCAAAAGGACGUGCUUUUGGUUGGGCACCGAUGGCCUGGAGGCGGCCGAGGGAUCCGGCUCCGGGAGCUCAGAUGAUGACAGUGAAGAGGCACCUGGCACUUCAGGAAUGAGCUUUCCGGUUCCAGAAAAUGGCAGUGGCGGCGUUGCGACGGCCGCUGAGUUUCCCAGCAGCAGUUCUCAGAAGGCAGGAGUACUGGGUGCAGGCUGCAGCUCGCUGGGAAAGCCGCAGGGCCCCUCGGCUGCCCUGAGGAGUGGAGCUGCAGAGGGCAGGCAUGCUCAGCCGGGAUCGGCGCCUGCGGAGCUGCGUGCAGAAGGGAAGGCGGAGACACAAACGGAGAAAACCCAGGGGGAAGCGGGGGCAGACAGCGGAGGACCCGCGGACGAGCAGGCAGCUGGGACUGGACUGCGUGCAGAGAGAGAGACGGAGGACGCAGCCCAGGGGGAGCCCGCUGCCCAGGCCGCACCCGCAGAGGAGAGGGGGCACGUGCCCCUGGCCCAGCUGGAGGAACGCCAGUCGGGGAGCACGGCCGUUGAACAGGAAUCUCUGGAUCUGCUGGCCUUCACCUCUGCCGCAGAGAUGGAGUCGCUGGGCCUGGAGAAGCUCAAGGGCGCGCUGUCGGCCCUGGGGCUGAAGUGUGGGGGCACCCUCCAGGAGCGGGCGGCGCGGCUCUUCUCCGUGCGGGGCCUGGCGCGGGAGCAGAUCGACCCGGCUCUGUUUGCCAAGCCGUCGAAGGGGCGGAAGAAAUGAACUCCAUCCGAGCUGGUCUCCCAGUUCCUUCCAGUCCGGCCUUCACAGCCUGCGUGAUGUUGACUCUUGGCCGUUAUUCCUGCUGAUAGUCAAGCUGAUCUUUUUCCUUUUUUUGGAGAAUUUUUGUGAGUUUGAGUCAAACUGAAGAUCUAGGCCAGGGAGCAAGAACGCAAAUGCUCCCGAAGCUGACUUUUUAAUAACCCAGUUCUGACUACGCUCUUUCCCAUUAUUACAUUUACGGAAUUCACGUGUGAAACCACCCAGGCCUGAUGUUUUUGUGGGAACGUUUUUUAAUAACAAACUUAAUUUAAUAAACUUAAAGCUGUUGAGA